CUUUCGUCUCAACUCUCUCUCAAGUUACCGUAGAGAAACUCUUUGGCUCCCUCUCCGAAAUUCCCCAAAUCCGUCUCAGAUUGAAUUGAACCCUAGAUUUCCUUCUCACACUUCUCUCGAUUCAAAUUCUCGAGCGAUGACUACCGCCGGGACUGAAGACGUCGAGAUGAAGGAGCUCCCGGCUCCGGCGGCGGCUUCCUCUAAUUUUGCCGCUGCCUCCUCACCGCCGUCGGUUCUUCAGAAUUUGAACGAGAUUGCUUCGUUGAUCGAGUCUGGGGCUUAUGCUCGCGAGGUUCGGAGGAUUGCUCGGGCCAUCAGGCUGACAAUGGCACUGAGGCGGAAGCUCAAGACUUCGGUGGUAUCGGCUUUCCUUAACUUCGUGCUUACUCCUGGAUCAGAGCCUCACGCCCGUCUGUCCUCUUAUCUUCCCAAGGAGAAUGACCAUGAAAUGGAGAUUGAUACGGCAACGUCUGUGGUGCAAGCUCCUAUGAAGCACUCCCUUCCCGAGCUGGAGAUAUAUUCUCACUUACUGGUCUUGAUAUUUCUAAUUGAUCAGAAGAGAUACAGAGAGGCUAAAGCUUGUUCAUCAGCAAGCAUUGCAAGGCUUAAGAAUGUUAAUAGAAGGACUGUUGAUGUUUUAGCAUCUAGUCUUUACUUCUACUACUCUCUCAGUUAUGAGCAAACUGGUGAUCUUGCCGAAAUAAGAGGUAACCUGCUGGCACUUCACCAGAUUGCAACAUUGCGCCAUGAUGAGUUGGGGCAGGAAACACUGCUCAAUCUGUUACUACGCAAUUACCUCCACUACAAUCUGUAUGAUCAGGCAGAAAAGUUGAGGUCCAAGGCUCCACGAUUUGAAGCUCACUCAAAUCAGCAGUUUUGCAGGUACCUCUUUUACGUGGGAAAAAUUAGGACAAUUCAGCUGGAGUACACAGAUGCGAAGGAGUCACUCCAUCAAGCAGCCCGAAAAGCUCCUGUUGCAGCCCUUGGUUUCCGAAUCCAAUGCACCAAAUGGGCUGUUAUUGUCAGAUUGUUGCUAGGAGAAAUCCCUGAAAGGACUGUCUUUAUGCAGAAAGGCAUGGAGAAAGCUCUCAGGCCAUACUUUGAGCUUACAAAUGCCGUCCGAAUAGGCGAUUUGGAGCUCUUCAAAUCUGUUGCUGAAAAGUUCUCAGCGACUUUCAGCAUGGACAGGACCCAGAAUCUGAUUGUCAGGCUGCGGCACAACGUCAUAAGGACCGGGCUCAGGAACAUCAGCAUCUCCUACUCUCGCAUCUCGUUGGCCGACAUCGCCAAGAAGCUGAGGCUGGACUCUGAGAACCCCGUGGCUGACGCGGAGAGCAUAGUCUCCAAGGCAAUCCGGGACGGCGCGAUUGACGCUGCAAUUGACCACAAGAAUGGGUGGAUGGUGUCGAAGGAAACCGGGGACAUCUACUCAACGAACGAGCCUCAGAUGGCCUUCAACUCGAGGAUCGCCUUCUGCCUCAAUAUGCACAACGAGGCCGUCCGUGCACUCCGUUUCCCUCCCAACUCACACAAGGAGAAGGAGAGCGCCGAGAAGAGGAGGGAGAGACAGCAGCAGGAGCAGGAGCUCGCGAAGCACAUUGCCGAGGAAGAUGACGAUGAGUUUUAAAGGGUUCUAACUGCGAAGCUUGGGGGAAACAGGCGAGCUUAGGACGUUUAUUUAUGCUUUUGUCAACUUUGCUGUCAGGUAGACAUAAUUAAUGGGGCUGUUUGUCUAACUUCUUCAGUAAUUGAUGAACUGUGACAGAUGAGGCUUUCCAAAUGUUUUGAGGAGGCAAUGGCGAUGCUUGCAUUUCUCCCAUCUACGUCUCUAGGUCGAAGAUUAGCAGGGUACUUCAAUUGUCUGUCAAUGGCGUCAGUUGAUUCAGCUGGUAAGUCUGUUUUCAAGUCCCAAAGACGGUGACUUGGGUUGGUUGUUUUAGUAAUGUAGCUCUAUUGAUCUAGACAUAAUUCCUAAUCCAGCAAGUGAAGAAGAGAAAAUUUUCUUGGAUUGAUCCAAAAGACUUGAGAUGUGGAACUGGUUGUUCUUUAAAUAAAUUUUUAUGCAGGGU
This is a messenger RNA of Linum trigynum, 2069 nucleotides long. NCBI's taxonomy places the organism in Eukaryota, Viridiplantae, Streptophyta, Magnoliopsida, Malpighiales, Linaceae. The record is from the annotation of a GenBank genome assembly.